AUGAGUGGAGAAGCAGCUGAGAAGAAGAGUGAACCGCCACCGUCCAAGAUCGAGGCUUUGGACGGCUCCAACUAUGAGGAAUGGAGCGGGCGGAUGCGGAGCGCUUUCAAGCGCUACAAGCUGCUCAAACUUGCGAUGGGAGAAGAGAAGAUGCCGGAGGAAGGUGAUGCCCGCGACCGAUGGAUUGAGCGGAGCGCGGUGUUGUACGACUUGAUUCUACAGUUGGUCAACAAUGAUAUGUUUCAGCACAUCAAGGAUUUGGUGGAGCUGGACGACUCCGGACCGAAGGCGUGGAAGCUUCUACGCGAUGUGGUGCAGCCCAACAUGCUGCCGAUGGUGAUUGUGCUCGAGAAGGAGCUGGCGGCGCUCUCCAUGCGAUCGGGAGACGACGUGAAGCCGGUCCUUGACAAGAUCAAGGACACAUAUGCGAGGAUGGCAGCGGCGGGCAGCAAGGUGUCGGAGAUGCAGCAGUGCACCAAGAUCAUCUCAGUGCUCGACAACUCGUGGGACAACCUCAUCCCCACCCUCAACGUUCAGCAGGACAAAUGGACGCCUGAGUGGCUACGGCAGCAGAUCCUGCAGGAGGACUUCCGCAGGCGCCACACAGGAGGUGGUGCUGCCAACAAAACUGCUGAGGGGUACGGAGCUGCAGGAGGCAGCCGAGGAAGAGGGGGAGGGAGAGGCCGAGGCCGUGGGAGAGGCUUUGGCAGAGGAAGAGGCCGAGGUGACUACAACGAGGGGCAUGGAAGCUCUGGUGGCAGGGGGAGCACCCGAAUGGAGGGUGCGUGCUGGUACUGCAAGAAGGCUGGACACCCGUGGUUCAAGUGUUUCAGCCGGCCUGAAGGAUGGGCGCCUCCAGGCAUGAAGCCGCCGAGUGGUGAACGCGCACGAGGUGGCGCUGUGCAAGGUUCAGGUGCACAAGGUGAUGGUGCACAAGGUAAAGCUGACCCUGGGUUGUUCCUCAUGGUUGAGGAUGUGAAAGUGAGUGAGGAUGAUGUGGGUUCGGUUGGGAAGGUUGUGAUGCACCCCCUCACUCACUGGGUGAUCGAUUCAGGUUGCACGAGUCACAUGACUCCGCGGGCAGAUUUGCUCGAUGAGGUGAUGGGAGCCAAUGGGGGACUUGUGGGACUGGGAAAUGUGCUACUGGUUGAAGGCUUGUCCGCUAACCUCCUCUCUGUGCGCCGGCUGCAAAAAAGCAAGGCCAAGGUUACAUUCGGCCCAACCAGCUGCCGUGCAAAGCUUGGGAAGUUGCUGCUGUGGGAUUUGGAGGAGAAGAGCAGCUGCAUUAAGGACUUGUGGCAGCUGCCCAUCAUCCCUUGGAAUGGGAAACCACCAGCAACGGCAAAGGCAGCGGCAGCGGCUAAGGCAACUGCGGGAGGAGAGGAGACUGCACCAACUGCUGGGGCCCUGGAUGCAGUCAAGAAGGUGCAGCAGCCAAAGCAAUCACAUGGUGAGGUGCUUGCUGGUGUGGAUGCGACAGCUGCGUGGGCGAAGGCUUCGUCUGGGAGUGGUGAGGCCGAUUGGGAGACGUGGCACGAGAGGCUGUGCCACAUCAACAUACCGAUGCUGCAGAAGCUAGUGAAGGAUGGGAGUUUGAAGGGGCUGGAGGUGAAAGGGGCAGCAAAGGAGAUUGGGAGCUGCCCUACGUGCCUUGAGACAAAAUUCACCAAGUUCCCGUUCAACAGCAGCACGGGACCAGCCAAGGCACCACUCGCGCUUGUGCACAUGGACGUGGUGGGGCCCACGAGGGCCACUUCGCUCUCGGGCAGCCGCUACUUCUUGACCAUCGUGGACGACCACACGCGUGCGUGGAUGCCGAGAGCUCAAAGGGAGAGCGGACACAAAGUGAAGGUGAUCCGCACUGACAACGGGGGAGAGUUCAUUGGCGCUGUUUUUGAGGCGGUGCUGAAGAAGAAGGGGAUUCAGCAUCAGCUUACAGUGCCCUACAACCCUCAGCAGAAUGGCGUGGCUGAGCGGUUCAACCGGACCCUGCAGGAAGGUGCUCGCACUCUCCUUGGGCGUGCAGGGUUGCCGGAUCCGUUUUGGGUGACUGCACUACGGCAGGUCGUUGUGGUGAAGAACAGGGUGCUCGCGACUGUGGGGGACAAGCAGUGGAUCCCCUACACCAAGUGGUAUGGGAGUGCACCAGCAGUCAACAGGCUGAGGGCCUACGGCUGCAUGGUGGUGUUUCAUCCAGCAGCUGACUGUGUCGAGGGAUGUGAAGUUCCUCGAGUCCUUGUACUACAAGGAGUGGAAGCAGCAGCAGCAGAAGCUUCCUACGACACCGCUGAUCAUUGA
Molecule: messenger RNA, 2298 nt
Organism: Closterium sp. Yama58-4
Lineage: Eukaryota; Viridiplantae; Streptophyta; Zygnematophyceae; Desmidiales; Closteriaceae
Source: the annotation of a GenBank genome assembly